GCGGGUUGUCGCGGCUCGCUACGUCGGUUGCUGCGUCGGUCGCAUUCCCACCGGGCCAUGGCGGCGUACACCUGCAUCACCUGCGGGCUGGCGUUCGGCGACGCGGAGUCGCAGCGCGCCCACUACAAGACGGACUGGCACCGCUACAACCUGCGGCGCAAGGUGGCGGCCAUGGCGCCCGUGUCGGCCGAGGGCUUCCGGGAGCGCGUGUGGGCGCAGCGCGCCGCGGCCGAGCAGCAGAGCCAGGGCUCGGCCACCUACUGCGCCGCGUGCGGCAAGCGCUUCGCGUCCUUCAAGGCCUACGAGAACCACCUGCGGGCCCGGCGGCACGCGGAGCUCGAGCGCAAGGCCGUGCGCGCCGCGAGCCGCAGCGUGGAGCUGAUGAACGCCAAGAACCUGGAGAAGGGGCUGGGCGCGGACGGCCUGGACAAGGACGCCGUGAACGCGGCCAUCCAGCAGGCCAUCAAGGCCCAGCCGUCCCCCAAGAAGGCCGGCCCGGCGGCCGGGCGCCCCGGGGAGACGGCCGAGGGGGCGCGGGCGACCCCGGACCGCGACGCCCCCCAGAAGGCCCCCCGGCUCCUGUGGUUUGAGCAGCAGGCGAGGAAGUGGGCGAAGCUGCAGCAGGAGGAGGACAGCGAGGAGGAGGAAGACCUGGACGGGGACGAUUGGGAAGAUAUUGAUUCCGACGAAGACUUGGAAUGUGAGGAGGCUGAGGAGGCUGCGGAGACCGCGGAGGCAGAGGAGCAGGGGCAGGGCCCCCCCCUUGGUGCCAUCCCCAUAACGGACUGCCUGUUUUGUUCCCAUCACUCAAGCUCCCUCGUGAAAAAUGUGGCUCACAUGACUAAAGUCCACAGCUUCUUUAUUCCUGACAUAGAAUAUCUUUCAGAUCUUAAGGGACUGAUAAAAUAUUUGGGAGAGAAAGUUGGUGUUGGGAACAUUUGCUUGUGGUGCAAUGAGAAAGGGAAAUCCUUUUACUCCACGGAGGCUGUCCAGGCACACAUGAACGACAAAAGCCACUGUAAGCUCUUCACAGAUGGGGAUGCUGCUUUGGAAUUUGCAGACUUCUAUGAUUUUAGGAGUAGCUAUCCAGACCAUAAGGAAGGCGAGGACCCUGAUGAGACUGAGGAAUUAUCCUCAGAAAAGCCCCUGGAAUAUGAUGAUGAAACCAUGGAGUUAAUUCUGCCUUCUGGUGCCAGAGUGGGUCACCGCUCCUUGAUGCGAUACUACAAGCAGCGGUUUGGCGUAUCCAGAGCCGUGGCCGUCGCUAGGAAUCAGAAGGCCGUGGGCCGGGUGCUGCGGCAGUACAGAGCUCUGGGGUGGACCGGCAGCACAGGGGCGGCGCUGAUGCGAGAGCGGGACAUGCAGUACGUGCAGAGGAUGAAGUCCAAGUGGAUGCUGAGGACGGGCAUGAAGAACAACGCCACCAAGCAGAUGCACUUCAGGGCCCAAGUGCGAUUCUGAGGCCCAGAGAGGAGUGCGCUGCCACCCACCUCCACGAGUCCUGGCCCGAGUUUGGUGGGUGCUGGACUGUGCACUGGCCUGUGCCUGCUUCUCGCCCUCGUCGUCGUGAUCGGUCUGACUAAUAAUAAAAGUCGGGAUCGUGCUGGCAUUGAGGUGUUGUUAUUGGGCAGGGUCUAGAGCUGUUUCUGCAGAGUGAGAGAUGUACCCACCAGACCCCAGGCCCUGCGCUGCCAGCGGGCAGUUGCUUUACUGUUGUCCGAACAUCAUGGAAACUUGUCUCUGGUGAGCUCCCUGUACCCUUCAGGAGAACUUACUCCUUGGGGCACUGGGGCUUGCCUCAGGAGGCUUUAAGCUUAGGCAGGAGCAAGGUUGAAAGUCAAUCCUGGGUGGAUCACAGCGCAGGAUCUGGGGGAAGGUCUGGGCCCAGGGAAAGCGCGUCUGUCACCUUCUG
This is a messenger RNA of Talpa occidentalis (Iberian mole), 1912 nucleotides long. RefSeq names its product zinc finger protein 622 (gene ZNF622). The transcript is spliced from 6 exons. The record is from RefSeq and is a predicted model, not a curated record. Gene Ontology annotation, molecular function: zinc ion binding; nucleic acid binding. Gene Ontology annotation, cellular component: preribosome, large subunit precursor. Bases 58 to 1461 code for a protein of 467 amino acids. Lineage: Eukaryota; Metazoa; Chordata; Mammalia; Eulipotyphla; Talpidae. Gene Ontology annotation, biological process: ribosomal large subunit biogenesis.